Messenger RNA from Abrus precatorius (Indian licorice), 1824 nucleotides. RefSeq lists its product as uncharacterized. The coding region runs from base 1 to 1824 and encodes 607 amino acids. The transcript is spliced from 2 exons. Lineage: Eukaryota; Viridiplantae; Streptophyta; Magnoliopsida; Fabales; Fabaceae. The record is from RefSeq and is a predicted model, not a curated record.
AUGGGAGAGAAUGAUGUUCAUGUGCUUAUAUAUUAUAAUGGUGAGAUUGUAAACAUGGUGGAGGGAGAGACGUUUCAUAGCAACUAUCAGGCUUGGUUAGUUGUCCGCCCCCCAAUUACUUUGCUACAGUUGGAGAGCCAAAUACUGGAGGAGUAUGAGGGAAACAAUAUAAAAGUCUCAAAGGUUUUCUAUAAGAUGUCGGUUGAUAUUGUGCCACAUGGUAUUCGAUAUAAAAGGUGGCGAAUACGAAAAUAUGAGCACAUUGAUCACUUGUUUAAUUAUUUUAACUCAUUUGCUGAAGCUCGUACAAUAGAGUUUUUUGUCAAAUUACAAGGUGAUCAUUUUAGCUCUGGAGGCUCAGUCCCAGAUCCAUCACCUUCUAUAUCAAAUGCUAGUCCAUUAGUUGAGAUGUCCCACCAUGACAUGUACAAUUCACAUGAUGAGGUUGAUUCUCCAAGUUUUGAGUACUUUGUUAGAGACAUUGAAAAUCCAUUAUCUCUUAAUUCACAGGAAAUGAGACAAGGUAGCUUGGUCAGAGAUUUUGAUUUUGUUGUGACACAACAGGAUACUGAGAAUGAUGAAGAAGAGGACAUUGAUGAUGAUGAAGAUGAACAGUUGCGUAAUGUGCAGAAUUUGGAUGAACAUUUGAUAUCGCAAUCUCAAUUCCAAUCCCAAUCUCAAGGUCGACAUCAUCCUAGUCACUACUCAAUAAUUGAUUUAGCUGCAAUGCACUAUAACUUAUGGGAAGUGCGAAAAUUGACAGGACCACACAAAUGUGUCUUUCCAGAGUCUAUGAAUCAACAUGCUCAGAUGGAUUAUAAUAUUAUCUGUGCUUACAUAUACUCGAUGAUCCAAGCAGAUCCGACGACGCCAAUCAAAGCUUUACAAGUAUCAGUCGAGUCAGAGUUGAGGUUCAAGACAACAUAUAGAAAAGUGUGGCUCGCCAAACAGAAAGCUAUUGCUAUGAAAUAUGGAGAUUGGAAAGAAUCGUAUAAUGAACUUUCAAGAUGGUUGGGUGGCUUGCAGUCUUAUAUGUCAGGUACUAUUGUCCAAGUGCAAAGUGAACCAUACCAUAUUGGUGAUUUUGUAGAUUAUGGUUGCUUUAUGUUUCAUCGUCUUUUCUGGACUUAUCCACCAUGCAUAGAGGCAUUCAAAUAUUGCAAAAAAUUGAUUUCAAUUGAUGGGACACACUUGUAUGGCAAGUAUAGUGGAACAUUAUUGAUGGCAAUUGCCGAAGAUGGCAACUCAAAUAUCUUGCCAAUAGCAUUUGCAGUGGUGGAGGGAGAGACAAAAGAAGCAUGGUCUUUUUUUCUAAGAAAUGUUUGUCAGCAUGUGACACCACAAGAGGGCAUACUUGUCAUAUCUGAUAGGCAUCAUGCUAUCAAAGCAGCUCUAGAAGCAACAGAUAGUGGGUGGCAUCCUCCUUCAGCCUAUCAUGCAUAUUGUUCGCGACACAUUGUAUCAAAUUUUGCAGUAAAGUUCAAGAACAAAGAUGCAAAGCGAUUGUUGUUGAAUGCAACAUAUGCAAAGACUGAACAUUAUUUCUUGUAUUGGUUUAGAGCAUUGAGUGAAGUAGAUCCCGCGAUGUGUGCAUGGGCUAACAACAUACCGCAUGCAAAGUGGGCUCAAUAUGCUGAUGAGGGUCAUCGCUUUAGGCACAUGACUACUAAUCUAUCAGAGUGUAUGAAUGCGGUCAUGAAAGGUACUCAUAAUCUUCUCAUUACAGCCAUAGUUAAGUCAACAUAUUAUCGUCUUAUUGAGUUGUUCAUAAAAGAAGGAACAAAGGCAAAGACGCAACUUACUAGUGGCAAAAAAAUUUCAUAG